AUGUCGCCUUUCCAAAAAGAUGAGGGAUUCUUUACCAAAGACUGGACCAUUACCCUCCCUUCUAGACCAGAGCCAAACCUGAAAUACAUUCGCUUGACGCCAAACGAAACAGCUGGAUUUGAACGCUUUGUAGAAGAAGCAGCUAGCCGACCGGCCGCGAAAUCCUCAAACACUGAAACCUCUCCUGUUGGGCUCAAAGCCUCAUUCGAACCCGGAGGCAGAAUGCAAAAGAUGUACAUCGAGUCUCAAACACAACACCACGCCCUUGAUGUAUUCAUCUACCUAGACGACAGAUUCGUAGGCUGGGGAGCCAUGUACGAGAUCACACCCCCCUUCUCGAAGCCGAGUGUUGCAAACAUCGGUAUCAAGCUACUCCCAGAGGUUCAAGGGAAAGGAUUAGGAAAGACACUCAUGCAGCUCUUGUUGCGGUUGAGUAAUGAGGUAGAUGCGGAUAUCAUCGAAGCGGGAACCAUGAAGGAGAAUGCUUCAAUGAGAGCAAUCGCGAAGAGCGUCGGCUUAGUUGAGUCGGAUAAGAUCAAUUUCGUUCCUGGACGGGGUGUUGUGGCUGAUGUAAUGUUUGAGAAUAUUGAGAGGGAGAGGUGGAGGGAUUUUGAUAUGCUGGUUGAGUUGAGGGAGAAGGUUGUAGAACUUCAAGUUUCGCAUCUGAACACACCGCUUCUAGACAAUUAG
Hymenoscyphus albidus is the source of this 690-nucleotide messenger RNA. The record is from the annotation of a GenBank genome assembly. NCBI's taxonomy places the organism in Eukaryota, Fungi, Ascomycota, Leotiomycetes, Helotiales, Helotiaceae.